Molecule: messenger RNA, 1822 nt
Organism: Scaptodrosophila lebanonensis
Lineage: Eukaryota; Metazoa; Arthropoda; Insecta; Diptera; Drosophilidae
Product: glutathione-specific gamma-glutamylcyclotransferase 1
Exons: 5
Coding region: 566-1444 (292 amino acids)
Biological process (GO): glutathione catabolic process
Cellular component (GO): cytoplasm
Molecular function (GO): gamma-glutamylcyclotransferase activity; glutathione specific gamma-glutamylcyclotransferase activity
Source: RefSeq, a predicted model, not a curated record
GACGCUUAAUUUGCACAAACACACACAUGCCAAUAGCAUAACAAAGCACAUGUAUUCUACGCAAUUGUUUUAAAUUUCUUUAAAUGUCUGAUACAAGAUAAGAAGCAACUCGGAAUGUUGUUAAAGUGAAUGGCCAAAGUGCAGUGCCAAUUGCUGUGUAAAAAUAAUAAAAACAAAAUGCGUAAUUUUUAUUAGUUGUUUUUAAGUAAAUAGUGAGUUUUCAACGAGAAAGAAAGGAACGCAAAAAGAACGAGCGGUAAAUGUUUCACAACAACAACACGCAGCAACAAAAUAGAUAAGUUAAAAAGCUGAGCCACGCACACGUUCCACGGGCAUCCAAAACAUGUGAGAGUCAGACUGGCAGCCACUGCAUGCCACAAGCCUCCACCAGCAUGCCCCAUUAGGACGCGGCAGAACGCAGCAAACUAGCAGCAGCAAAAACCACAACAUCAAAUACAGUUAACACGCACACAGACACACACAUACACCCACAAUAAUCCACCCACACACGCAAUUGAAAAAGUCACACGGCGGAAGCGAUUAAAAACGCUAGCGAUUUCGCAAGAUGGCUCACUUCAGUGGACAUCCAGCGCCGUCAGCGUCCGCUUCAGAGGUUCCUGCACACUUUAAGAACCUCUUCCUCAGCGGCCAGUUAGCCAAGAACGAUGAUGACGAUAACAACAAUGGGCAAGAGAAUCGUCAGAACAACAACAACAACAACAACAAUAACAAUGGCAAUCGUUUGGAUGAGCCUGAAUGCUGGGUUUUCGGCUACGGGUCGUUGUGCUGGUUUCCAGGCUUUCAAUAUAACAAAUGCAUAACUGGCUAUAUACGAGGUUUUGUGCGACGCUUUUGGCAGGGCAAUGUAACACAUCGGGGAACUGAGGACAAGCCUGGUCGUGUAGCAACGCUGGUGGAGGACAAAGAGGGCAUCACAUGGGGCUGUGCUUACAGAAUAACAGGCAAUACGGCUCUCGAGUAUCUUAAACAACGCGAGUGCACGUUAGGUGGCUAUGCAACACUCGAAACGAAAUUUUUUCCGCGCGUUGCUUCCUACGACACGCCCUUUAGCGGCGAAGCGGUCGAGGUCUUAGUCUAUAUUGCAACGCAGGAGAACGCGCACUGGUUGGGCGAGGCGCCGCUCGAGUUGGUGGCACACCAAAUAGCCACUUGCCGUGGGCCAAGCGGUCACAAUGCCGAAUACCUGUUGCGUUUGGCGCUCUUUAUGCACGAUGAGAUACCAGGGGUGCGGGAUGAACACUUAUUUGAGUUAGAGCGCCUGGUGCUGGAGGAGAUUUAUCGUUUGGAAAUACCUCUAUCGUCUGUGAUGGGCCGUAAUCCUGACCGCAUCCGCCGUGACUCGCAUGAGGAUGUGCGUCGGCCGCCCUCCUUUGAGUUUACAUCGCGCAUACCGGAAACGAAGUUGCGCUGUCUGAACAUUUGAUUUUGGGACGGCGCCUUCAACAGGCAUCAACUGGAAAUUUGUGUCCAGCCAAAAGUGAUAUGCAUGGCGUUAUCGUGCUCGUGACCUUCGCAUGGCAUGUCUUUUAUAUUUUUCGCUCAAAACAAAUUCCAAUUUCAUCAAUGAUAUUCAAAAGCGUUGGGAAGAAGCACACACACACCACUCAAUAGUCUAUGACUAAAUCCGCUGUAUUCUCUAAAUUGUAAAUAACUUCCCUCGAUAAGUGAUCUGAACUAGUAUGUAAGCCUGUAGAUCUUAAAAAAGUAAUUAUAAGUUGUUGCUCGAGCGCACAGAAGCAAAUUUUUAUACAACAACAAAUCAUCCGCAGAGUUAAAAUAUAAUAAAACUAAAACAAAUGAA